UUAAACUUUAUCCCGGCAAUACGGCAAUGAAUGAGAUCCGCGCCUGCGCGCUACGAGCUUCAGUCAGCUCAUUUCUGACAAAAUGAAUUUUACUUAUUUUGCAGUUAACUAUAGCGGAGCCGAUAAAAAUGACUAUGGAGCAGUAUUAUAUGGAUGUAGAGCAGUUUGGAGCAGUUUGGAGCAGUUUGAAAUAUUGUUUAUUUAAAAAGAUAUGGCUGUAUCAAAAUUAAGAUAAUUUAUUUUUUUUCCCAAAUCUUUAUUGAUUUAUUUCAUUCAUUAGAAAUAUAAGGUGGAGCAGUUUAAUCUGGCGAUGUUUUUGGAUAGAGCUAAUUAAAAUACAUCGGUCAGUAUUUUUAUUAUUACAAAAAAUAUACUUUUAUAGGCUGGGGCAGGGGGGGUUCGCUACCCCUCACUAUUCCUUUUUACGUGUGAUAGCCCUAUGUACUUCGUCAUAUAUUUUAUAGCUGGCGAAGAUAAUAAACAAUUCAUAGUGCUCUCUACAUUACCGACGGUGCAAAAUUUGCAAGGUUACGGUUAAGGAAAAGUAUUAUUUGAUGCGCGUUUUUUUUUUGUUAGGCAUAAUGUUAAUAAGUUACAUCAACGAUUUUCUGUGAAAAUAAAAGAAUUGGCCAAAAUGACAGAUCGGCAGAGUAAUUCUAAAUCGCCAAAUCGGCACGAUUCAAUUUCGGCACUCGACUUAAUUGAUAGUUUUGAUGAAGAACAUGAUAGCCAAAAUUGGAAUUUGUUACAAAAAGUACAUGAAACUUUCAGCCAACAAAAGCAUGGAAAGUUUCGGCACAGUCGAAGGCAGAGAAAAAAAAAGAAGGAACUAGAAAAUUGUUCUCAAAUAAAACACAGAAGUACAUUGGAUGCUGUAAUUUUUAAUGAGAUGUGUGAUAAAGCUGAUAAAGACUGUGAAAAUGAAGUAAAAGAGGAAACAGUUAAAGAGGGAAAUCGAAAAAGUAAACGUUCAUUUAAAUUAUUGAGAACAAAUGAACGAGACUCAAAACAUGAUGUUGCUGGAGUUAAUUAUUAUGAAACAAAUAAUAAACAUUGCUGUUUACUUCCCAAAAAUAUCAAGGUUGAAACUAGAAAUAGGUUCCGAUGUUUGUUGUCGAAACCAGUUGAUGAUGAAAAAAAAAAAAAUAAUAUUCCUCCUGCACAAGUAUCAGUUGGUGCUGCAUGCAGUGAUGACUAUACAUAUGAUGAGCCUACUUCUCCAAUCUCCAAAAGCUUAAAAGAAAGAGAAACUUUUCAUGACACAUUCUCUUUUCUCAUUCGAUUAGGAAGUACAGAUAAAGAUCGAUUCUGUCAAAGACAAAUAAGUCAAGAAGAAACAAGAUGGCAAAACGAAUUAAAAGAUUUAAUAUGGCUAGAAUUGCAGGCUUACAGAGCUGAUAUGACACCAAUGGCAAUGGAUGAAUAUCUUUGCAAACAACGAGAAGCUGUUGGGGCACUUUUACAAGAAAUCAUGGCAUACAGAUUUGAUGCUGCAACAAUGCUAACUAAUGAAACAUCCAAAUUAAAUUCUUCUGGUGGUAAAAUUGAUGUACAGUUAUGUGGUGGAUGUUUGUCUAUGUACUGCCAAGACUGCACUUGUGCUCAAUCUGAAGCUUUAAAACAAGUAGAAAAUUUGUUAACAAGACUUGAAGCUGCUGAAGCUCUCUUUCCAUCAUUGCAGGCAUUUUCUCUGCAGUAUCCUAUGUAUAGAAGUUCAAAUUUUACUGGACGUAUAAAAGCAAUGUGUCUCUGGUAUAACAUGACUAAAAAUCAUAGACUUAAAUUGAUAAUCUUGGGAAGACUGCUGACAUUACUUCACCGAAAUAAGAAACUAGAUGAUUGCUCUUUAUUGGAUUGUACAUUUGGCCGCGCCUUGGGGUGUGAAUCGGAUCGAGAUGUCCAAGUGCUAAUUAUAGCUGAUAUAGCUCUUCUUUUCCUCUUGCGCGUUUCGUAUACUGCACGCUGUAUUCGUUCGAGUAUUCGUUCUGUGAACAAUUUACUAUCAGCGCCACUUUUGCAGCAAGACUAAGUAUUGUUGGUUUACUAAAGUACAUUGGCUUAUAUAGAAAGUCAUCCAAAA
This is a messenger RNA of Nasonia vitripennis (jewel wasp), 2080 nucleotides long. Its product is annotated as mitogen-activated protein kinase kinase kinase 4. The record is from RefSeq and is a predicted model, not a curated record. The transcript is spliced from 6 exons. Lineage: Eukaryota; Metazoa; Arthropoda; Insecta; Hymenoptera; Pteromalidae. Gene Ontology annotation, biological process: MAPK cascade. The coding region runs from base 635 to 2029 and encodes 464 amino acids.